Messenger RNA from Colletotrichum destructivum, 570 nucleotides. RefSeq lists its product as uncharacterized. The transcript has 2 exons. The record is from RefSeq and is a predicted model, not a curated record. NCBI's taxonomy places the organism in Eukaryota, Fungi, Ascomycota, Sordariomycetes, Glomerellales, Glomerellaceae. Bases 1 to 570 code for a protein of 189 amino acids.
AUGCUCUGCACUUUUCAACGAGUCGUAGGAUCAUGUCUUCUUCGUCAAUAUCUUGGGUACGACGCAGUAUCCCCGGUUGAUUCCAAAGACAUGGCAUUUCCCCUCGCUCCAAGUUCUCCCACCUUGGACGACUCGAGAAGACAGCUCUUCAACUGUUCAUUUCUCGACGAAGACGAGCUCUAUGAGCUAGAAAGAGCGGUUCAAAUCAAGCCAGAAUGUCCAAGGAAAAGGGCACGUGUCGACAGCUCCAGCACCAACCUAACCGCGUCUGAUGAUGGAUCUACGGCGCCAAACACACCCAGAAUGCACAGCGACUUUGGGCCAGAAACGAAUGCGGAAAUUAGGGCAACCACGCCGGUUGGCAUUGUAGCCGCCCUCGUCCAGGAGGUUGUGCAGGAGGUUGUGAAGAAUAAGUGGCGUGUCAUCGUUUCUAUGGAAUUCGACGGUAGUGACGAGAUGGUGUUAAGUAUACGUAUCUCGCCCCAGCAUGAAUCUGUCAUUCAGGAGGUCAUGGAUCUUGUCAAGAAGUCCUGCCGAAGUACUGAGAUGACAAAAAAAGGUGGUGCGUGA